AUGGCGGCGGCCAGACACUGCCCGUCUUGGGCAGACUUGCACCCAGAGCUUCUGGGCCUUGUCGUCGGCAGGCUCCCAUCCCUAGCUGAUCGCGUUCGACUGGGAGCUGUGUGCCGCCCAUGGCGUCGCGUUGCUCGGCAGGAGCCUCGUCUUCCCCCUCCGCUACCGUGGUUGAUCCUCCUCGACGGCACCUUCCUUAGCAUCCCAGGCGGCGAAAUUCACUGCAUGCAUAUACCAGAGGACGCUUAUCUCCAAGGUAGUGUGGGCAACUGGCUCCUCUUCCUCAAGUCCUUCCGCAGCAACCUGGCACUUAUGAAUCCUUUCUCCAAGCAUGUCGUACGUCUUCCUAACGAAGCCAACGCUUGUCCUAGAGAUUCGAUGUUCUGCAAGCUAGUGCCACUCUCAAGUACUACUACUGAAGUAUCACCAGAUUCCCUUUUCGCUAUACUGAUCACGAUCAGCAGCGUUGAGAGUGCUAUUUCUAUUUGCCGGCCCUCGGCUGCUGCCGCUGCAUUUAGGAUGCCCGAGUGCAUCCUAGAUGCUGCAUUCUUUGAUGGGAAAUUAUAUGCUCUAUCGCGAGAGAAGCUCUUCGCGUUUGAGGUUGAUUUGAGCUACAAAGGCAAGCCAAGAUGCCCCUCAUUCAUAGGAUGCAUAGCUGACGCCGUCGAAGAUGCAGGGCCCAUAGAACGAUCCAUUGCUGAUAAGAUGUAUAUCUGUACAUCUUGGAGUUACCUUGUUGAAUCCACCAGCGGUAAAUUGUUGCAUGUAAAGAGACAUAUUGGAUGCUUGUGCACAGAGGAAGUUAGGACGGAGAAUAGCUCUACUCUUUCAUUUGAAGUCUUUGAGCUGGACUUGACCACCAAUUCUCGUCAUAAGUGGACAAGGGUCAAUACCCUAGGAGACCAAGCACUCUUUGUUGGCAUACACUCCAAAUCACUCCAUGCUUCUAGAUGUGGAGCUCAGGAGGACUGUAUCUACUUCGUGGCUGACUAUGGCCAUAAAGAUCUGGCGAUAGAUCCUCUACGCGAUUGUGGUGUCUUCAACAUGAGGAAUGGAAUAAUCACGCCUCUGUUGGCAGAUACAAUGGUUGUGCGGCCAGAAGUCUGCAGAGGGCGUCCAACAUGGUUCUUUCCGUAUUGA
This is a messenger RNA of Sorghum bicolor (sorghum), 1140 nucleotides long. RefSeq lists its product as uncharacterized. Bases 1 to 1140 code for a protein of 379 amino acids. NCBI's taxonomy places the organism in Eukaryota, Viridiplantae, Streptophyta, Magnoliopsida, Poales, Poaceae. The record is from RefSeq and is a predicted model, not a curated record. Gene Ontology annotation, molecular function: protein binding. The transcript has a single exon.